AGAGAGAGAUCGAGAGAAAGAAGGAUCGAGAGAGUCUCGAACCUUCCAGUUAUUGAAACAGAAUAUAAAAUUCAACAGUAAAUGAACUGGAGCCAUCAUCUUCAAGCUUCGCCUGCUUCCUUUGAGGACUGGCCGGAAUCUUCGCCGGAGGGAGGGGUUGGGAAAAGAGGAGUAAGUGGUCUGAGAGCUUUGAUUUCUCUGGCUUAGACUGACGUCCCACAAUGCCGAAGAUGGCAGAUGAUUACUAUGUGGAACUCGGCGUCUCCCAGAACGCGUCGCCUGAGGAGAUCCGGAGCGCCUACCGCAAGCAAGCGGUGAGAUGGCAUCCCGACAAAUGGACGAGAGUACCCGCAGGGGCUGAGGAAGCCAAGAAGAAGUUCCAGAACGUCCAAGAGGCAUAUUCAGUGCUCUCCGAUGGGCGGAAAAGAACGUUAUAUAACGCAGGCCUAUACGAUCCGUCGGAAGAGAUGGAUGAGGGCUUGUGCGAUUUUGCUCAAGAGAUGUUCUCUCUCAUGGCCGAAGUGAGAAACGAGAAAAAGAGAUACGGCUUAAGAGAGCUUCAAGAUAUGUUAGGCCAGAUGAUGGAAGAUCAGGCUUUAUGUGGAGGAUGGUUCGAGGCACCCACAGAACCUUCGGGUGCUUCCAAGAGAGCUCGAGACCCAGGGCAGGAGAGCUACCAGAGGGCCGUCAAGGGCAGGGCGAGUGGAUUUGUUCAGGUCCGAAAUCUUUCUAGCGCGCUUUCUCCAAUCGGAUGAACUUGCUUUCCAAUCGCUUGGCGACGGCGGUGCUGUUGUGAUUGCAAGAGAAAUUGCGACCUCUUUUUCUUGUAAAUAAGAAAAUUUAGGGCCAGCGUCCGCCAAGAGAUUAAAAAAACAAAAAAGGGAGCAAAAAUUUAAGGUUUCAGUUUGAAGGAAUUUGAAGAUUUGUUCCAGGCUUUGCGCUAGCUGAUGGUCUUUGGAUUGUGCUCAUUUUCUUUUGUGAAUUGUCCUAUAAUUCGUAUUAUAUGAGAGUUUAUCAGAAAAAACUUUGAACAAUUGCUCAUUCUAUUUGUUAACCAUACUUCCAUUGCCAGAGAUAAGUACAGGCUUUCUUUCUGAUGAA
This is a messenger RNA of Nymphaea colorata (pocket water lily), 1101 nucleotides long. RefSeq lists its product as uncharacterized. Bases 222 to 755 code for a protein of 177 amino acids. The record is from RefSeq and is a predicted model, not a curated record. Lineage: Eukaryota; Viridiplantae; Streptophyta; Magnoliopsida; Nymphaeales; Nymphaeaceae. The transcript is spliced from 5 exons.